Molecule: messenger RNA, 2160 nt
Organism: Exaiptasia diaphana
Lineage: Eukaryota; Metazoa; Cnidaria; Anthozoa; Actiniaria; Aiptasiidae
Product: potassium voltage-gated channel subfamily D member 3-like
Exons: 2
Coding region: 156-1490 (444 amino acids)
Biological process (GO): potassium ion transmembrane transport; protein homooligomerization
Cellular component (GO): membrane; voltage-gated potassium channel complex
Molecular function (GO): protein binding; voltage-gated potassium channel activity
Source: RefSeq, a predicted model, not a curated record
CGUCAAAAGGCAUUCUGUAUAUCCAGGGCUAUUUGCAUAUAAAUGAGAAACAAUGCAACUCAACUCUGUCUAAAGUUUCAGCAACGGACAACAACACAAGGAAACCCUUGAUCUCAAUCGAAAGAAAAUGAGCUCACAAGAGGACUAAUUCAAGAAUGACUUCUCAAAACUACCGUAUCAAUAUUAAUGUCUCCGGAAAACACUUUUCCGCUAAGUUACAAAGCUUAAGGAAGUACCCAAAUACACUUCUUGGCAGCGAGUUCUUGCGGUUGUUUUACGAUCAUGGCAAGGGGGAGUACUUCUUCGAUAGGGAUCCGGAGCUGUUUCGAUUCAUUUUGAACUAUUAUCGACUUGGGAAGCUGCAUAUUUCUGAGAUUGAGUGCCCGGGAGCGUUACAGGACGAGUUGGAUUUUUUCGGUAUACCGAAUUCUGCGCUCGACGAGUGUUGUAUAGGAUUAUUCACCAAGGUGAACCAAAUUGAGAACGUUCACGUGCCACACUGCAGGCACAAUAUAAAGAAAACGCUUGGAAAUCACGGCAAAAACGAAAAAAGAACUCACACUGUUAUCAAAAUGAAAAACGACGCGGGAGCAAGGAACAACAAACAUCAGAUUUACACUGAAAAAGUUGUAGAAAAGGAUGACAAACUGGCUAAAAAAGUAAAGAACGGAGAUGGAAAUACAAGGACAAGAAAUUCAAAAUUAACUUUAGUGUGUAGUCACAUCAAGAAUACAAGCGAUUCAGGAAAUAACUACAAAAAAAGCUAUCUAUCACAGAAAAUAUUAUACGUUUUCAAAAACAAGAAAAUCCGAGCUAUCCUACAAUAUUUGUAUGGUUUAAUGAUAUUAGGCAGCUCUUUGUGCAAUACUGUCGAGACAAUUGACUGCUAUCAAGACGUCAAAUGUGGACGACAUUACGUUAAAACCUUUUUCGCCGUGGAAACGUUUUUCGUGGCUGUUUUCUCAGCAGAUUACGUCAUUCGCCUAUUAUUAGCGGAUAAUAAACUCCUCUUUAUCAAACAAGUCUUAAAUAUUGUAGACCUGUUGGCCAUACUGCCCUACUAUUUAGAGCUAAUUUUCACGGUCUUGGUUGGUGCUUCCGACGUGCUUAUAACAUUUCGUGUACUCCGCGUGCUACGUCUAAUGAAACUAAGCCGCAAUUCACCAAGGUUACAGACUCUCGUUCUGACCUUGCGUAACAGUUUCAAGGACCUACUAUUAUUAUAUUUUAUCUUUAUUUUUGGUAUUCUAUUGUUUGGUGGAGCGAUUUAUUACGUCGAGAGUGGAGGCAGCAAUGCUGAUAAGUUUACUAGUAUUCCUCACUCGCUUUGGUUCACGUGCGUUACUAUGGUGACGACUGGGUAUGGUGACGUAGUACCUGUGACAAUAUGGGGCAAGAUAUUUGCAUCUUUGUGCGGUUUCUGUGGAGUUCUCAUCAUGUCACUGCCCAUCCCUAUCAUGCAAGAACGAAAAGCAAAUCAACAAUCGUGAAUUAGAAGAAACUACCACGCUGAAACUUAACAAGAGAAGAGUACUGGGAGGUGUGACUAUACUUGCUCAUACCUGGUAAAUAGUUUAGCUAAGCAAGGGGAGUACAGCAAAAUGAUAAGUAGAAAUAUCUAGUUGUUGUUUUUAAUAUAAGAAGUUUCGAUCUGUUUGUUAAUUUGCUGUGAUUUAAACUAGAUUUUACCGAUCGAAAGUUUUCGCCAUUUUUUUCUUUUUCUUUCUUAUUUUUUUAAAGAUAGCUUUCCGCUGACCCGUUUGAUCUUCGACUCGCCCCUUCGGGUUCGCAGGCAAUCUUAAAGGUCAGCGGAAAACUAUCUCACAAAAUAAAAUGGCGGAAACUUAAGGAAACAAACGGAAUUUUUCCAAGUUCCCUUGGCUAAAUGACUGCGUUACACUUUUGCUGCAGUGAAGUGUAAGACAUAAGUAGCAUCGCCAUUUUGUGCAACGAAGCAUGAUUGAAGAAGCACUAGCAUUAAAUUCAGCACUUGUGCGGCUCGAUGCAACAAAACGAGCCAAAGAAAUUACAUUUUGAUUUAUUGUAUCUUUUUAUACACUGAAAUUCAGAUUUUUGAUUAUACCCUAACAUUGCUUGAUUUCCGCUAAAUUUUAGAAGAAUCAUUCUAUAUUUUUACAAAAAUCAAUGUAAAUAAAUUAA